Molecule: messenger RNA, 300 nt
Organism: Trichoderma gamsii
Lineage: Eukaryota; Fungi; Ascomycota; Sordariomycetes; Hypocreales; Hypocreaceae
Exons: 1
Coding region: 1-300 (99 amino acids)
Source: RefSeq, a predicted model, not a curated record
AUGUCGACCAAGAUAGCGAAUCCUCCAACGGAGGAUGUCAAAGCCCAGGGGGCCAAAACAGAAGAGUCCCGGACCAACGACCAAUCCCAGCAGGCCCAGACGAGUGAAUAUCAGUUGCAGGAUGGACAAGGAGGGAAAUCCCAGCCAUGGAAGGCUGGCUGGAUUGCACGGAACAAGGAUGGCGUGAAAAAGCCAGAGACUAAAGGUCUUAGCCAUGGCACGGAAAAGGGUGAUAUCGUGGUGAUCGGCGGCUUUACCAGUGGCGUGGCUAUUAGAAUGACACCGAACAAGACUCUGUAG